AGCUGUGGUUAGAUGUGGGUUUGGUCACUGGGUGGGGAAACACACACACUCACUCUCACAGCGAGCAGAAUUAAGAAAGAGAUGCGAGAAAGAGAUUAGUCCAGUUUGGACGGGAACUGAGAACAGAACACAACUCUGCAGGGUUAUUUAUGCGCUCAGCCCUUCAAGCAAGAUGAAUAAGUGUUCUACUACCAGCCCAGCCAAUGCCAAUGGUACCUAUGCGAAUCACGUGAGCCUCAGAGCACAGAACAGAGACUGUGAUAACAGACAAGGACCAGGACCUAUUACAACACACAGCCAGGAGGCCAGAGUGCGUCCUGUCUCAACAGUCUACACCCCUAGUGCGGCACCUCACUCUCAUCAGCGGCGGUGGUCUGUCGACUAUUACAAGCGUGGAACCUCCCCGGUCAUUAUUGUGAAGAAGAACAAGAAGGAACCCCAGCCUCCUCAGCGUAGGGCAUCCCUUCUGAGAUCUAACACAACAUCUGAUACUUCAUUGAAACGCUAUUCCUGCCCUGCCAUGGGGGUCUUUAGCUCACCAAGACGUUCAUCCUCUUCAUCAUCUUCAUCAUCUUCCUCCACCUGUUCUUGCACCUCUCCACCCCCUGUCCCGACAUCUGUCAUCACCGGCCAUGACCCUCUAGGCUGGAAGUUGCGUCCUAAGUCCAGCUCCUCUUCCCCCCGUGCUCGUGCUAACAGGCUGUCUCUGCAGAUUCCCCUGCCAGUCAUCUCCCCUGAUCCAAAAUCUAGUCCUGUGCCUAACUCUCAAUCAGACAACACUCCAAAUCCAGACCGCUCCCCUAGACUCAAACCCCCUCUCAUACCUAAACCACCCCGUAGGCGCCACUCAGAGUCCUCAGCCUUCCUCAUAUCUCUGGCAACACCUCAACCGGUGGUGACACGCGAGGACCUCUGCGUCAUGCGUCUCCACCGAGUCACACUUUCAGACGAGGUCUUUAGCGAGGGAAAAGAAGAGAAGGUGAAGGUGAACACUCGGCCGUGCAAAACACCGCCUGCCGUUCCUGAAAAAACCUUCACGGCAAAGCAAAUAGCACAACUGAUUGCUUACUCACGGCAACACUGUAAAACUAACGACGAACACAUUUAUGCCAGCGUUAUGAAGCCAAAACAUACACUCGAGCCUGAGGACCACAAGCGCCUGCAUUAGAGGAAAAACUGCAGGUCUGCGUGUGGAUACCAGCUGGGACAGGGUGAGGUCCAUUCCACACUUCCCCCUGGCUGAGGAGACCGAGAGAGGAGACCUGAGACUUCUUUAACAUCCAACACCAGUAACUUCCAGGAACCUUUUGACAGAUUACAGAACGAGUAUUGUCUGUCCUGGGGAUAGGAAACCGUGAUCUGUUUGUACUCAAAGUUUAAAACACUCUUCUAGCCGCCCUCCCGCACAGAUGACAAAUUACUUGCUUGAUGCUGUAAAAGUUUAGCUCAACUUCUCUAUAUUGAGGAAACGUGACUUUUCUAUUGUUUGUGUGUUACAAUGCUUGCUUGUAACUCAUACAUGCACAUGCUGCCAGUUGUGAAACAAACCCUUCAGUUGUUGAAAUUCCUGCUGGUUGCUAAUAGAUCUAAUAAAUUACUCAAUUUCCCUUUAAGUUACUGCCGUAUAUUUGCCUGUACAGUGAAUUAAAUCUGCCUGAUGUGUUCUGUUUUCUGUAGUUUGCUUACAAAUAUCAUAUAAUGAAUAAUGCAAGUUAAUUAGUAAAUAAACUGAUGGCAAUCCAUAAUCGAUCAUUUCAGUCUUUAAAUGUUGUUUUUUCAACAAAUCUUUGAACACAAAUCCCACUCCUUUUUAUGAAAUAAAAGCAUGUGUACGGGUUACAGUUUUCAAGCUGUUACCGUUUUUCAUCAUUGUUAGUUAAUUAGAAUAUGGUUAAUCAAGGUUUUUAAUCAAAACGACAACCUCUGUGGCUGC
This is a messenger RNA of Larimichthys crocea (large yellow croaker), 1933 nucleotides long. RefSeq names its product putative protein TPRXL. NCBI's taxonomy places the organism in Eukaryota, Metazoa, Chordata, Actinopteri, Sciaenidae. The transcript is spliced from 3 exons. The coding region runs from base 173 to 1168 and encodes 331 amino acids. The record is from RefSeq and is a predicted model, not a curated record.